Oppia nitens is the source of this 548-nucleotide messenger RNA. RefSeq names its product peptidyl-prolyl cis-trans isomerase NIMA-interacting 4-like. The transcript is spliced from 4 exons. The coding region runs from base 117 to 503 and encodes 128 amino acids. The record is from RefSeq and is a predicted model, not a curated record. NCBI's taxonomy places the organism in Eukaryota, Metazoa, Arthropoda, Arachnida, Sarcoptiformes, Oppiidae. Gene Ontology annotation, molecular function: peptidyl-prolyl cis-trans isomerase activity; DNA binding. Gene Ontology annotation, biological process: rRNA processing.
AUUAAUGUCUCAAAAAAAAACAUAUGAUUUGAUAUUUUUUUAAAGGUUUUUAAAAUUGUUUUUAAUUAUCAAUUGUAUUACAGAAACAAAUAAACAAAAACUAGUUGUCGACCGAAAUGCCGCCAAAAAAGUCGACUAAAGAACCGAAAAAGGACACCAAAAGCGACGCCAAAGACGGAGCAAAAGGUGGUAAAGAAGAGAAAAAGGGUGGAAAUGCUAUCAAAGUUCGCCACAUAUUAUGCGAGAAACAGUCGAAAUCAUUGGAAGCGUUGGAGAAGCUGAGGACUGGUAUGAAGUUCAACGAAGUGGCCCAACAGUACAGCGAAGAUAAGGCCCGCAGUGGCGGUGACUUGGGUUGGAUGACCAGGGGUUCAAUGGUUGGACCAUUUCAAGAGGCCGCGUUUGCAUUGUCCAUAUCGACCAUAUCUUCGCCCAUCUUUACUGAUCCACCCGUGAAGACAAAACAUGGUUAUCAUAUCAUUAUGAUUGAGGGCAAGAAGUAAUUCAUUUAUUGAUUGGUAUGGUUGAACCGGUUGUCGAGUCGACUG